Messenger RNA from Cladophialophora carrionii CBS 160.54, 897 nucleotides. RefSeq lists its product as uncharacterized. The transcript is spliced from 3 exons. NCBI's taxonomy places the organism in Eukaryota, Fungi, Ascomycota, Eurotiomycetes, Chaetothyriales, Herpotrichiellaceae. Gene Ontology annotation, molecular function: protein kinase activator activity. Gene Ontology annotation, biological process: signal transduction; cell division; positive regulation of protein phosphorylation. The record is from RefSeq and is a predicted model, not a curated record. Gene Ontology annotation, cellular component: cytoplasm; nucleus. Bases 1 to 897 code for a protein of 298 amino acids.
AUGUACGAAUUCCUCAAUUCUUCUCCUUCCCCUCAACCCUUGUCCCCACAUUUGACCUUCAAACAAUCCUCAUCAUGCGUGACUAUCAACUCCUACACGUUUCUUGAUACGCAAGAGGAGGCGAGAGACAAGGACGCAGCAUCCGCGGCCAGCACACCUUCUCGCGCCCUCCAACUCCUCCGUCAAGAAUUGAACUCGUCUCGCGCUCCCACUCCCAAGAACAAGGGUAUUGACAGAAGUCCUUCUCCAUCUAGUAAUGCCCGUACACGGGGCCAAUUCAAACCCCAGCGCGCCAACAAGGGAACCACAAGCUAUCAGCUGAGACAGUUUGCCGAGGCGACGCUUGGGAGCGGCAGUUUGAGGAAGGCCGUCAAAUUGCCCGAGGGUGAGGAUCUGAACGAGUGGCUCGCUGUCAAUGUCGUCGACUUCUACAACCAGAUCAACCUUCUCUACGGCUCGAUUACAGAGUUCUGCUCGCCACAAUCGUGUCCCGAGAUGAAAGCCACGGAUGAGUUCGAGUACCUCUGGCAAGACCCUGCCUCUGGCUACACAAAACCCACCAAGAUGCCCGCACCGGAAUACAUCGAGCACCUCAUGACCUGGGUGCAGUCCAACAUCGACAACGAAGCCACCUUCCCGUCCCGCAUCGGCGUGCCCUUCCCGAAGCAUUUCCCUUCCACCGUGCGUCAGCUCUUCAAGCGCUUGUACAGAGUCUACGCGCACAUCUACUGCCAUCAUUACCAGGUGAUCGUGCACUUGGGACUGGAGCCUCAUCUCAAUACCAGUUUCAAGCACUUUGUGCUGUUCGUUGAUGAGCACGGGUUAGAGAAAGGCGGCGGCAAGGAUUAUUGGGGUCCGUUGGGCGAUCUGGUCGAGAGUAUGUUGAAGAGUGAUUGA